AUGACCGCGGCAUUGCCGGCACGCAGCCUCGGGCACCACAACAUCAACCCCCACAUCAAGGCAGCCAAGUAUGCCGUCCGGGGAGAGCUUGCAGUCCGGUCGGAGGAGUACCGGGCCCGGCUCGCCAAGGUGGAGGGCAAUCACAUCGCGGCCGGCCUGCCGUUCAAGGAGGUGAUUUCGGCCAACAUUGGCAACCCGCAGCAGCUAGACCAGAAGCCAAUCACGUUCUUCCGGCAAGUGCUGAGCCUGCUAGAGAACCCGGCUCUGCUGGACCACCCGGAUGUGCUCAAAAGCACGUUUGGCUACAAGUCGGACGUCGUUGAGCGGGCGCGCUGGCUGCUGAAAAAUGUGGGCUCGGUGGGUGCAUACAGCGCCAGCAACGGCGCGCCAGCGAUCCGGCAGCACAUUGCCGACUUCCUGGAGCACCGCGACGGGUUCCCGGCCAACGAGGCGGACAUUUACCUGUCUGCAGGCGCGUCAUCGGGCGUCAACACGCUGCUGCACAUCAUCUGCGCGGGUCCGCACACUGGUGUGCUGGUGCCGAUCCCGCAGUAUCCGCUGUACACGGCAUCGCUAUCGGUGCUCAAUGCGCAGUGCGUGCCGUACUACCUGGACGAGAAGAAGAACUGGGCGACGGAUCUGGAUGCGAUCCGCGCGAGCCUGACGGAGGCACGCGCCGCAGGCACGGAUGUGCGGGCGAUCGUGGUGAUUAACCCGGGCAACCCGACGGGGGCGUCGCUGUCGGAGGCCGACGUGGCAGCUGUGAUUGAGCUGGCGCGGGCGGAGAAGCUGGUGAUUCUGGCCGACGAGGUGUACCAGACCAACGUGUUCGAGGGCCAAUUCCACUCGUUCAAGGCCGGUCUGCGACAGCUGCAGAAGCAGAACCCUGACGGCAAGUACGGCCACGUGGAGCUGGCGUCGCUGCACUCGGUGUCCAAGGGCAUGGUGGGCGAGUGUGGCCACCGUGGCGGCUACUUUGAGCUGGUGGGCUUCGACCCGGACGUGCAGGCAGAGAUCUACAAGUUUGUCAGCAUCACGCUGUGCGCGCCCGUUAUCGGCCAGUGUCUGGUGGAGCUGAUGGUCAACCCGCCGAAGCCGGGUGAUCCGAGCUUUGAGCUGUACGACAAGGAGUACCACAGCAUCUUUGACGGGCUGCGUGAGCGCGCUGUUGCGCUGCACCGGGCCUUUGACCAGAUGGAGGGCGUCGAGUGUGGCGCGCCGCAGGGCAGCAUGUACCUCUUCCCUACGAUCAAGGUGCCGGCCAAGGCGGCUGAAGCGGCUGCGGCCGAGGGCCGCACGGCCGACGAGUUCUACUGCCUCAAGAUGCUCGAGGCCACGGGCGUGUGCGUCGUGCCUGGCAGCGGGUUUGGCCAGGCUCCCGGCACCCUGCACUUCCGCACCACCUUCUUGGCUCCGGGAACCGAAUGGGUGGGCAAUCUGGUCAAGUUCCACAAGGACUUCAUGGAACAGUACAAAUGA
Grosmannia clavigera kw1407 is the source of this 1479-nucleotide messenger RNA. Its product is annotated as alanine aminotransferase. The transcript has a single exon. Bases 1 to 1479 code for a protein of 492 amino acids. NCBI's taxonomy places the organism in Eukaryota, Fungi, Ascomycota, Sordariomycetes, Ophiostomatales, Ophiostomataceae. The record is from RefSeq and is a predicted model, not a curated record. Gene Ontology annotation, biological process: biosynthetic process. Gene Ontology annotation, molecular function: L-alanine:2-oxoglutarate transaminase activity; pyridoxal phosphate binding.